AUGGAGCGGCGAUCCACCACCCGCUUCUCGCCCUCCGAGAUUGCGAGGAUGGAGAAGUUGGUUUCAUCAGACAGAAAAGAGCAAGUCUUGGUUGAUAGUUUCUGCCAGAAGCUUGUAGAAGAAUUUAAUCGUUCUCCAGCCCGAGUAGGAAGCAGAGCUCUACAGGCUACACAGGUUCGAGGAUGGUUCCUUGAUAAGCUCCCUGCAUCAACUCCUAAACCUGCUUCCUUGCCUACUACUUCUGAAGAAAAGCCUUUAGCCUCAGAACCAGAUGCGUUAGUUUCUGAGAUAAAGACUUCAGCUUCUGAAGAAAAAGCUUUAGCUCUUGAUACAAGUAUUUCAAACAAUGAGGAUGCACUUUCUCCAGAUUUACCCAAAGAGACUACAGAUAAGGUUCCUGAAUUUGAAGACUUGCAGUUUGAGGCUAAGUCAUCAAAGGAUUCUGCAUGGUAUGACGUGGCCCUUUUCUUGGCACACAGGAAGACAAGUUUGGGAGAAGUUGUAAGGAGAAUAACUGAUGUUGAAGUCCGGGUGAGGUUUAUCGGGUAUGGGGCUGAAGAAGAUGAGUGGGUGAAUGUCAGGAAGGCUGUCCGCCAGCAAUCCAUUCCGCUGGAGUCCUCAGAAUGCCGAAGCAUUGUAAAAGGAGAUCUUGUCCUCUGUUUCAAGGAGAGCAAUGAUGAAGCACUGCACUUCGAUGCACACGUUCUGGAUGUCCAGCGGAAACAGCAUGAUAUAAGGGGAUGCAGAUGCCUCUUCCAUGUUGAAUAUGAUCAUGAUCAGAGCCAGGAGAUGGUGAACCUCAAGAGAAUCUCCCGGCGACCAAGAUACCUUUGA
Molecule: messenger RNA, 834 nt
Organism: Triticum turgidum subsp. durum (durum wheat)
Lineage: Eukaryota; Viridiplantae; Streptophyta; Magnoliopsida; Poales; Poaceae
Source: the annotation of a GenBank genome assembly